AUGAAUAUGAAACAUACAUUGAUUCAAUUAAUCGAUUUGCCCGACGAAAUACUUAUAUUAAUUUUUAAGACAUUGAAUAAUGUUGAUUUACUCUAUUCUUUAAUGGGCAUUAAUGUAAAACUUACUCAAUUUAUACGUGAUCCAAUCUUUACUAAUCGUUUGACAUUAUUCAGAUAUUCAUCAAAUGAUCUUAUUUAUCCACUAGAUAAUACAAUACUUGAUCGGUUUUGUUUACAAAUCUUACCUGAAAUUCAUCAUAAAAUCAAAUGGCUUAAUGUUGAACCAUUAUCUAUGGAACGUAUUCUACUUAUUACUAAUUAUUCUAAUUUACAUGGACUUGGUUUGUACAAUAUUGAAGACGAAACAUUUAGACGUUUAUUUGCUGGUAAGAAAUACGAUGAUUCUUCCAUCCAUCAAAAUUUAGAAGUAUUCGAGAAGUCCGAGUCUGAAAAUCUUGAUCGACCGGGUCCGGAUCCGGGUCCAAAAGAAUUAAAUUCACCAGGUUCGGGCCCAAAAAUUUUUAAUCAGUCGGGUCUGGGUCCGGGUCCAGAAAUUCUUGGACUCGAUAGUCUCUACUGA
Messenger RNA from Rotaria sp. Silwood1, 579 nucleotides. The record is from the annotation of a GenBank genome assembly. NCBI's taxonomy places the organism in Eukaryota, Metazoa, Rotifera, Eurotatoria, Philodinida, Philodinidae.